AUGCCAUCUGGUACCGAGUGUUCUCUCGAUGCUCCCAACGGAUAUAAAAUCAUCCAGGAGGGAAUCUCGUCGAUCCUGGUUCCCGAUAACCGGUCGGUAUUUUACAAUCCUGUCCAGGAAUUCAACAGGGAUCUUUCGAUGCUAAUUGCACAUCUUUUUUCAAAACUUUUUUCAAAGGAACGAGAUGAACGGGCCAAGGCAAAACCGUCCGCAGCGCGGGGUUCUUCUGCUAGCACAUUCAAAAUUCUUGAUGCUCUCACAGCCAGUGGAUUUAGAGCCAUCAGAUAUGCCCAUCAGGUUCCCCUUGCAUCGCAGAUCAUUUCCAAUGACCUUGAUCACGGCGUCAGGGAAACCAUUUCUGCAAACAUUGCCCACAAUGCAAUUAAAGAGGACCUGAUAAAAAUCAACAUCCAAGAUGCAAAGUACGCCGGAAAACAAAGCUUUUUCGACUUGAUUGAUGUUGAUCCGUAUGGAUCGGCAUCUCCGUUUUUGGAUGCUGCCGUACAAGCAGUAUCUUCGGGCGGUCUUCUGGCAAUCACUAGCACCGACAUGGCGGUUCUUUGUGGAGUGCACCCCGGCACGUGCUUUGCCAAAUAUCAAGGCGUUCCAUUGCACUCGGACUAUUCGCAAGAAAUGGCCAUUCGUCUGCUUCUCAAUGCAGUUGAGACGGCCGCCAACAGAUAUGGGAGGUAUAUUGAGCCGCUGGUUUCGGUCAAAAUUGACUUUUAUGUUCGUAUUUUUGUCCGUGUCCAUAAGGGGCCCCUUGAGGUCAAGAAAUCGGUCAAGAAACGAGCUCUGGUUCUUGCUUGCCCUGCAUGUCGUACCUUUUUCGCACAGCCCAUUGGUGCCAUUGUUGCUAACGACAAGUAUGCCUACUCCCCUCUUGCCGUGUCGUGCUGUUCAAUUUGCUCUUCUACAAAACUGCAGGUUGCCGGUCCCAUUUGGAGUGCCAACCUGCAUUCGAAGGAGUUUGUUUUGAGCCUUCAGGAAUUCUUGUCGUCCUCAACCGACUUUAUCCUUGGCACAAGGCCUAGGAUUUGCGGAUUCUUAUCUCUUUUGUCGGAGGUUGCGUGUCUUUUGCCUAACGAUAGGAAAUUAAUUCGAUUCUCUACAUGA
Molecule: messenger RNA, 1116 nt
Organism: Mitosporidium daphniae
Lineage: Eukaryota; Fungi; Microsporidia
Product: N2,N2-dimethylguanosine tRNA methyltransferase
Exons: 4
Coding region: 1-1116 (371 amino acids)
Biological process (GO): tRNA N2-guanine methylation
Cellular component (GO): nucleus
Molecular function (GO): RNA binding
Source: RefSeq, a predicted model, not a curated record